Messenger RNA from Chionomys nivalis (European snow vole), 2430 nucleotides. RefSeq names its product solute carrier family 48 member 1 (gene Slc48a1). Gene Ontology annotation, molecular function: heme transmembrane transporter activity; heme binding. The record is from RefSeq and is a predicted model, not a curated record. Gene Ontology annotation, cellular component: lysosomal membrane; plasma membrane. Gene Ontology annotation, biological process: heme transport. The coding region runs from base 134 to 574 and encodes 146 amino acids. The transcript has 3 exons. NCBI's taxonomy places the organism in Eukaryota, Metazoa, Chordata, Mammalia, Rodentia, Cricetidae.
GCUGGGGGCGGAGCGCGGGACGCCGGCGGCUCAAGCUCGGGCUCGGGCUGGGGCUGGGGCUUGGGCUCCAGCUCGGGCCCUGCACCUGUGACUCGGCGGCGGCGCGGUCCUCCGCUGCCGCACUUGCUGCCCCAUGGCCCCGUCCCGGCUGAAGCUCGGCCUCCGCGCCGCCUACUCCGGCAUCAGCUCGGUGGCCGGCUUCUCCAUCUUCUUCGUCUGGACGGUGGUCUACCGACAGCCCGGGACUGCGGCAAUGGGGGGUCUCGCAGGUGUCCUGGCACUGUGGGUCUUGGUGACUCAUGUGAUGUACCUGCAGGAUUACUGGAGGACCUGGCUCAAAGGGCUGCGCGGCUUCUUCUUCGUGGGUGUUCUCUUCUCGGCCGUCUCCAUCUCUGCCUUCUGCACCUUCCUGACAUUGGCCAUUACCCAGCACCAGAGUUUCAAAGACCCAACCAGCUACUACCUCUCCUGUGUCUGGAGCUUCAUCUCCUUCAAGUGGGCCUUCCUGCUCAGCCUCUACGCCCACCGCUACCGGGCUGACUUCGCUGAUAUCAGCAUUCUCAGUGAUUUCUGACCCAGAGAAUGAGGUCACUCCAGCCUGGGGGCCCUCAGGACCUGUACUCAACUUCUGAGUCAGCAUGGGAGCCUGCCCCAGACCCUGGGGACUCCAGAACUGUGGCAGAGCAUAUACAGCUGGGGCCAGUUCAGUUGCCCAGGAACUGUUGGAAGGGUACUGCCAACCUGCCCAUCAGCCUUCCAAAUGGAUCUAUUUUCUUAGUACUCUGAGGAAUCUUUGUAAGUAGGGUCAUGAUAAUGAACUCAAGGUGUCAAGGGGUAGGGUCUGAACACAUGACUAGUGGCAGGGUUAGGGACAGGCGUCCUUGCUGCCCCAGACUUCAUGAAAGCCAUGGGGGUGGGGGGAAGCAUUUGGAAAAGUUUGAUCAAAUAAGGAAUCUCUAAUCGAGAUCUCCAAAUCCCAUCCCAACACCUCCAUCCUGUUGUCCUCAAGGGUCAGGUAUCUGAACUCACCAGUCCCUGGGGAAGUGACAAUUGGCUUUUCCCCCAAGCUGCAAAGCUGAACAGAGUCCAGUGUCUCUCCUCCUACCUUCCCAUCCAGAGUUUGUUUCCCAUGAGGGUGCUAGAGCCAGCCAGCCAUUCCUAUGUGUCACACAUGCGCACAUGACCACAGAUUACCAGAGCCGGACUCCUCGGAUGCGGCUAGACCUGAGGACCACAGGAGACACACCCCCUGCACCUAGAAGGGCUUCGGGAGAGGGACAAGCUGGUGGGAGCCAGAGGGCUCUCCUUCUGUACUCCUGAGGCUCCAACCUUGCUCUUCACCUGCCCCUCACUGCACAAGACACACCCAGCCAUGAGGACCUUCUCCCCAUUGAUCUUCUUUAUCUCCUCUCUGCUGAAUGGACACAGGUCAAGGCCUUACCUAAGCAGAGAGGCAGGGCCGGGGCUGCUACAUAUCUUUUAUGUUAGGUUGCCAUUUUGCACGUCCACUCUUCCACCAGGGUUCUGCCCCUUGCUCUCUGACUUACCUGUGUCACUGUCACAGUAGCAGAAAUACAGCGGCCGUUUUAUCAGCCUCAGGGUGUUUCUUUGUGGGGGGCUCUUGAGAGGGGACUGUAAGAGUGGGCAAGGAGGGGGCUCUACCUAUCUGAUUAUUUAAGAUAGGCUCUGGGCUAGUGGGUAGCCUGCCCUCUUGGCAUGAGACCACUAACUCAGACCUCCUUUCCUCUCCCAGCCCUGCCCUAUGUAACUAGGAGGCCCACAGUCCCAGCAUCCCCUGCAAUCCCAUCUCCACCCCUUAGCCCGGAGAAAGGGAUUUUUUUUCUUCUCCUAAGCCCAGACUGCUCGGGGCUCCAAGGUAUAUGGUGACCAGGCUGGGCAGACUUUGAACCCCUCUGCUUAUGCUGGGCACACUUUUUCUGGCCUGUUGCCUUGCCCAUCCUUUUUACCUUACAGUAAUGCUCACGAUAUCAUGGUGCUUUAAAGCAGGAAGGAGCCAGAAACUAUGUCCACAUCUAGAACCUUUCACUGAAGGAUACAGGAGGCAGCAGCAACUCAACUGAGUCCCAGCUAGGACUUAAGCCCAGGUGUGUUUGCGUCAAGAUCUUUUGGGGUGUCUUGGCAACUUGAGUCUGAGAACUUGUCCCCGUAUCCCACAGGGCCCAAUGUGUAGGGCUCAGCCCAGGGUCAUUGCCCUUUUCACCUGGGUUGGUAAGCUGUGUCUGCAGUGGGCCCUUCCUGCAUGUGGCAGCUAUGGAAGGGCAAAGGACCGGAGGCCUGAGUUCGGCCCACACUUGCCCCCUUUCUUAGCCCAUCGCGGGGUGCCGGAUACACACCCCCUGCACUGAUGAUCUCUCACUAACAUCCGAGAGGCGUGCUCACAGGACUUUAAAGCAAAUAAAACAUUUAUUG